Messenger RNA from Clupea harengus (Atlantic herring), 1818 nucleotides. RefSeq lists its product as uncharacterized. Bases 900 to 1571 code for a protein of 223 amino acids. NCBI's taxonomy places the organism in Eukaryota, Metazoa, Chordata, Actinopteri, Clupeiformes, Clupeidae. The transcript has 2 exons. The record is from RefSeq and is a predicted model, not a curated record.
UACCUCCCUAAAAUGGCCCAAAGAGAUCUGGACCUCACUACUCCAGUGUGUGUUGGUAGGCAAGGCUCAAGAAAUCUAUGCCUCUGUGCCUCUUGAACAGUCCGUGGAUUAUGAGGUGGUAAAGGCUGCGAUUCUGAAGGCGUACGAGUUGGUUCCUGAGGCAUAUCGGCAGAGGUUUCCGACAGUGCAGAAAGUGGGACCAGCACACCUUCAUUGAGUUUGCUCGUGAAAAAGAGCGAUUAUUUAAUCGGUGCUGUACCUCUAAACAAGUAGACUCUCUGGAGUUACUUAGGGAGCUUAUCCUCCUUGAGGAGUUUAAGAACUGCGUCCCUGAGGUGAUUACAACAUACCUCAAUGAGCAGAAAGUUAACACACUGGCUGAAGCAGCUGUGCUGGCGGAUGAGUUCGCUUUGACACACCGUAACAUGCAGCCCACCAGAUCAGGUGAUGGCUUUAGGAACAGGGCUCCCUACCAGGGUAAACCAAGGCUUGUUGUGGCAGGGCCUUACCCUGCGUCUCCCCCAAGGAGUCCUAGUGGGGCGUCUGGUGGAAACUUUGACAUUGUGUGUUUUUAUUGCAGAAACCCUGGACACAAAAUAUCGGACUGUCAUGCAUACCAGAACGACCAAUGUAAGACUGUGGCUUUGGUUGCAGCUUCGCAAUGCAGGACUAACUGUGGCUGUGUUGGAAGCGCCUGUUCGCAUUAGGGUGGUUCUAGCGAGAAGGCGGACUACUCUCCUUUCAUAAGCAUAGGGUCAGUGUCUCUGCCAGGCCAAAGUAGUGUGCCUGUGCGCAUCCUGAGGGAUACAGGGGCUGCACAGUCGGUCCUGUUGGGGGGAGUGCUGCCUCUCUCAGCCAGGACUGCCACAGGAAGUCAUGCACUCGUUAGAGGCAUUGAAAUGGGUUUUAGAAAGUUACCUUUACAUCAUGUCCAGCUUUCCUCUGGCUUAGUCACCGGCCAUGUAGUGGUUGGGGUGUGUGCAUCUCUGCCUGUGCCUGGGGUAGAGUUCAUCCUGGGAAAUGACUUAGCUGGGGGGAGGGUCUGGGAACUCACUAAGGUGGCACCGCCACCCGUUAUGGUAAGCGUUCCACCGGCAUCUGACACGCUUAAUGGGUGCGCAACAAAUUUCCCUCCUAUUUUUCCCAUUUCUGCUGUUCCUACAGCUAAACAGAUACAGGAAGCUGAGGAACAGGAGCGGUUAAGUUGUCGUUCUGAGGUGAUCAGUAAAACUGUUGAAGGUAAGAGGGUUGCUUCUCCAGUCAACAGCCAGACUGGCACAAGAGGGAAAUAUAACCGUGUCAAUGGCCGUUCAGUUGUGGGGACUGAAUCUGGCCCAGUGGAGUUGAUCCACACCGGACCUGGGAAUGGUCAUAGUGUCUCUGACUAUAGGGAGUCAGACACUGAUUAUAGCACUAAGCAGCCUCCUGCUAAUGUGCUGGGCUAUAUCGGUGGCUCUAGGCACCUCUAUCAAACCCGUGCCGCUGCGAAAAAGGCGCUAGCGAAAUCAACGUGUAAGAUGCAGCGCUCUUUCGGUCGCAACGGUGUUUUGAGAAAGGGGAUCGGGUCCUAGCCUUGUUGCCCUUCAGUCCUUUUCGACCUAAUUUAGCUGAUCCCUACACUAUGGGGAAGUGUUGUUUGGAUCACGACUGUUGUAAUUAGCACGCCACACUGUAAAAAAGAGGGGUGCGGCUUGAAUAAAAUGGUUCUGUGACCUGUUCUCCUCUUGUCUCUUCAGUUUUUCAAGGACCCAGGAUGGUGGGGCCCGGAGAUGGGACGGGGUCACGGGGCUCUUUUUUUUUUCAGGUUUCCUGGGAGGA